AGACCCAUCAGCUCCUCUUCCUCAGUUCGGAGUCCAGCAGGAGCCGAACUGAACCGGAGGAUUUUUUCACCGUCGUGCGUAAAAGCGCAGCGCGUCCGGAGCGCGCAGAUGGCACAGAGGGCGCAGUAACCGUCCUGCGGUUGUUGUCGGUGGAUCAGCGGACACUUGUGGCUCUCCCGGACACAACCUGACCCGCGUGACAGGACUGUUUGGUGCAUGUAAACACGCGCAAAGGACUCCGACUUCAGACCGACUUUCAGCGAACUUUACGCGUCUCUGUAUUUUCUCGCUUUCGGACCGGGGUGUUUUGAGGAGGCGGAAGGGUUCGGCUACAUGCUGCCGAGUCUCAUGAUGGGACCGGGCAGCUGUCAUCUGCCGCGAGGAUGAGCCACAGAAGCAGCCCGGCGCGGGCGUACGACUUUCUGCUCAAGUUCCUGCUGGUGGGGGACAGCGACGUCGGGAAGGGCGAGAUCCUGGCGAGCCUGCAGGACGGAGCCACCGAGUCCCCGUACGGAUACAACAUGGGAAUCGACUAUAAGACGACCACCAUCCUUCUGGACGGGAGGAGAGUCAAGCUGCAGCUCUGGGACACGUCUGGUCAGGGACGGUUCUGCACCAUCUUCAGAUCGUACUCCAGAGGAGCGCAGACAGACUCUCUGAGCUCUGAGAGGACGCGUGAAGAAACUCAUCAAACAGCCGCAGACGGCGUUGUUAUGUUCCCAGCGGAGACACAAAGAAAACACUUUUCGCUGAAUGAAGUUGUUGUCAUCGCUCAGUCGGGCUUUUAG
Messenger RNA from Plectropomus leopardus (leopard coralgrouper), 788 nucleotides. The record is from RefSeq and is a predicted model, not a curated record. NCBI's taxonomy places the organism in Eukaryota, Metazoa, Chordata, Actinopteri, Perciformes, Serranidae.